AUGGCGACCCGAGGACCCCCUGGCUCCCGUGGCCUUAGCAACCGUUUCGCCCAGUUCAAGCUGGUGCUGCUAGGAUGGAGGUUUGGAUGCUUACGUUUUGGUGGUGUAGGUGAAUCGGCCGUGGGAAAGAGCUCGAUUGUACUGCGUUUCGUCAAGGAUCAAUUCGACUCAUACCGGGAAUCGACUAUCGGCGCGGCUUUCCUUACACAGACCAUCUCGCUCGACGAAAACACAACAGUCAAGUUUGAGAUUUGGGACACAGCGGGCCAGGAGCGGUACAAGUCGCUCGCGCCCAUGUACUACCGGAAUGCCAACUGCGCCGUUGUUGUCUACGACAUUACGCAAGCGACAUCACUGGACAAGGCCAAAUCCUGGGUCAAGGAGCUGCAGCGGCAAGCCAACGAGAACAUCAUCAUCGCGCUGGCAGGCAACAAGUUGGAUUUGGUGACGGAGCAGCCAGACAAGCGGGCGAUCGAGACGGCUGAUGCCGAGGCCUACGCCAAAGAGGCCGGCCUGCUCUUCUUCGAAACCUCGGCCAAGACGGCCGAGAACGUCCAGGAACUGUUUACCGCCAUCGCUAAGAAGCUGCCGCUCGACCAGGUCGGACCCCGGCAUGCCCGGCCGGGCCAGCGGCCCGGCGUCAGCCUCGCGCCCGAGGGCCAGAACACACAAGCUAGUGGGCCCAAACCCGAUGAGGUCAAGAUCCCGGCCUCCGAAACCCUGACGGCCCCUUCGACGCCCCCGCCCGCUCCCUCGUCCGCUAGAGACGCCGCCUCGUCGGCCAUCCCCCCCUCGCAGGCCCCCCUCACCCCGCCUACUCCCGGCCCCAGUUCGACGACAACCAUUACCCCGCCGCCCGCGCCUCCGUUGCCCAAGAAAAAGAAGAAGGGCUUCUUCCGCCGGCUGCGCAACUUUUUCCUGACGCUGACGUUGCUGGGCGCGCUGGGUUUCGGUGGUGGUGUGUGGUACUCGCGCAUCAAUGACAACUUCCACGACUUUUUCACCGAGUACGUCCCGUACGGCGAGCAGGCCGUGCUGUAUCUCGAAGAGAACGAGUUCAAGAAGCGGUUCCCCAAUGUCGCGAGCAAGGUUUCGGGCGUCCGCCGCGGGCCUGAUAGUACCGAGCAGGUUAAGAUCCCGGCUCAAAGCGGUGCUUCGUGGCGGGUGGCUGAUGGCAGGGAGCCUGCGGGUCGCCAAUCGAGUGCUCUUGCGAAGGGCGGCAGCGGCAGUGGAAGCAGCAAGAAGGCCGAGCCGGUUGUGGUAGCCAAGGCUAAGGAGGAGACGGCCAAGCUGCCGUUAGCAGAGGCCACGACGGCGGACCCUCACCAGCUGGUGCCGGCGCCCAAGGCGAACAAGAAGGAGGUUGAGAAGAAGCCGGAGGUUCCGUCCCGGUCUAGGUCCAAUUCCAAGUCGAAGCCCGAGCCGGCCCCUGAGCCGGUGGUCUCUGCGGUUGUCCCUGCGGCUGGUGCUGGUGCUGUGGCUGCCGCUGGGGGAGCGAAGCCGUACAAAGCCCCCGAGGUGGACGAGCCAUCAAGGUGGCCGCCGGCUUCGCCCAUUGACCCGUUGGCUGUGCCCCACGCAUCCGACACGGUGGUGCAGGACUUAGUGCGUAUGCUCAACGACAUCAUCACGGUGAUCAACCACGACGGAGCCAAUGAUCGGUACGGCGCUACGAUCGGCAAGGCCAAGAACGAAGUCAACAAGGUCGGCGACAAGAUCCGCGCACUCAAGGCGGCGGCCGUGGAGGACGCCGCCAAGCAGGUGGCCCAGCGCGUCGACACCUUCGACAAGGCGGCCAACGAGCUGGUGUCGCGCCUGGAGGCGACGCUUGUCGCGCAGGAGCAGCAGUUCCAGGCCGAAUUCCAAGCCGAGAUGGAGCGGCUGCGCAAGGCGUACGACAACAAGGUCGACCUCAUCCAGCAGCGCGAGCGCGAUCUAGCUGAGGAGAAGCUGCGCAACCAGCUGAUCGAGCAGUCCGUGCAACUGCAGCGCCAGUUCGCCCGCGACAUCAAGCAGCACGUCGAGGCGGAGCGCGGCGGGCGUCUGGGCAAGCUAGGCGAACUCACGGCCGCGGUUGCCAACCUCGAGUCCCUGACCGCUGGCUGGAACGAAGUGGUCGACGCCAACCUGCGCACGCAGCAACUCCACGUGGCCGUCGAAGCCGUCCGCGCCAGCCUCGAAGACGCCCACCACCCACGGCCCUUCAUCAAGGAGCUCGUUGCGCUGAAGGAGAUCGCCGCGCAGGACCCCGUGGUCGACGCGGCCAUCGCCUCGAUCCACCCGUCGGCCUACCAGCGCGGCAUCCCGACCUCGGCCGAGCUCAUCGACCGUUUCCGCCGCGUCGCCGGCGAGGUGCGCAAGGCGUCGCUGCUGCCCGACGACGCGGGCGUGGCUAGUCACGCGUCGUCGUAUGUGCUCAGCAAGGUGCUGUUCAAGAAACAGGGCUUGGCGGACGGGGACGAUGUUGAGAGUAUUCUCACGCGCACGCAGACGUUUUUGGAGGAGGGGGACCUGGACAAUGCGGCGAGGGAGAUGAAUGGGCUUAAGGGGUGGUCGAAGACGUUGAGUCGGGAUUGGUUGGGGGAGGUGAGGAAGGUGUUGGAGGUGCGGCAGGCUUUGGAGGUGAUCCAAACUGAGGCGAGACUACAGAGCUUGAGGCUGGAGUAG
This is a messenger RNA of Dichotomopilus funicola, 2667 nucleotides long. RefSeq names its product MICOS complex subunit MIC60. The transcript has 6 exons. Gene Ontology annotation, cellular component: MICOS complex. Lineage: Eukaryota; Fungi; Ascomycota; Sordariomycetes; Sordariales; Chaetomiaceae. The record is from RefSeq and is a predicted model, not a curated record. Bases 1 to 2667 code for a protein of 888 amino acids. Gene Ontology annotation, biological process: cristae formation. Gene Ontology annotation, molecular function: GTP binding; GTPase activity.